CUGAUUGAAAGAAUGAGCCUUUUAUCUGUUUAUAAGGAUACAUAAGAUGACAAGACAACAAGGAAUGGAGAGAAAUGUAGACUAGUGCUUAGAAAGCUGUUCCAGUAGACUGAUAAUGGGGACAGAUCAGACAACUGUUGACACUGAAGUCCUGAAGAGGAGACUCUCAGAAAAUUUCCUGGCAACUGAUUUAAGAUGGAGCUUUUUUGUCUCAGCAUUAUACAGUUACAGAUUUGACACUGUAUUGAAGCCUUUUCCACCACACUUUUUAAAGGAGAAUGGAGAGAAAGAUAUGAAAAAACUUGAGAGAGUGGUUGAUAAGGUACCAAAAUUAAGUCAGCUGGAAUCCAGUAAUGGUGAGAUACAAGACUUACUGACAUGGGUGACAGAUACCAAAAACUUCUCUAUAGUGAAAACAGCAUUGUCAAAGUUUGAAGAAAUCCAAGCACUCACCAAAGACAGCGGUGUGUCAGCUGUGAAACCAAACUUUAUCUUUGAGGUGACCUACUCACAAGCUGCUGAUGCUAAAUUUCAGGAUGUCAGGAAAGGGAGAGAACUCUUAUUUGCAUAUCAUGGUAGUCGACUGGAGAACUUCCACUCUAUAUUGCACCAUGGAUUAGCCUCUCAUAUGAAUAAGGUUGGUGUGUUUGGGGAGGGGACCUACCUCUCCAGUGAACUCUCUGUGUCCCUGCAUUACAGCCCCAUGGGGAGAAGCUGGGAGAGAAGCAGCCUAGGUGACAAACUCAGCUGUGUGGCCGUCUGUGAAAUGAUUGAUCAUCCAUCUGUAAAAUGUCAGGUCAAGGACAAUAACAACAGAUCUCGUGCUGGCGAUAGCAUGGCAGGACAAGUUCCAGACAAAUACUAUGUGGUACAAAACAAUGAAGUGAUCCGAGUGAAAUACCUCCUGGUUUACUGCCAAAAGUCUGUCUCUCAAAGGGGAUCAACAUCUGCUAUCAGGUCCUGGUGCUUUAGACACAAGUUUUUGCUAAUGAUGAUUGUGUAUGCACUCAUCUUAAUCAUUGUUGGACUCGCCAAUUCAAAGACUUUCCGCUAUCAACUCAAGAAGUUUGGCAUGUUCAAACAGAGAUGAUAAAGUAUGACUCAAGAAGUUUUUAUAGCUUAAAUAAUUAUUAUAAGUAACAACAGCUGUACCCUUUAAAGCAAUUGCUGAGGGUAUAUUGUUGAUAUUACUGGCAUUUAUUUCAAGCAUUUAUAGUAUUGUGGACCCAAAAAAUAUUGGUAAUGUGUAUAUCAAUUCUAAUCAAUCUGUACAUCUUUUCAUUUUGCUAUACUUGUUGUUUGAUGUAUUUAGAAAGAAG
Molecule: messenger RNA, 1319 nt
Organism: Saccostrea echinata
Lineage: Eukaryota; Metazoa; Mollusca; Bivalvia; Ostreida; Ostreidae
Product: protein mono-ADP-ribosyltransferase PARP16-like
Exons: 7
Coding region: 116-1090 (324 amino acids)
Biological process (GO): endoplasmic reticulum unfolded protein response
Cellular component (GO): endoplasmic reticulum tubular network; intracellular anatomical structure; nuclear envelope
Molecular function (GO): NAD+ poly-ADP-ribosyltransferase activity; kinase binding; protein serine/threonine kinase activator activity
Source: RefSeq, a predicted model, not a curated record